Caenorhabditis auriculariae is the source of this 3445-nucleotide messenger RNA. Lineage: Eukaryota; Metazoa; Nematoda; Chromadorea; Rhabditida; Rhabditidae. The record is from the annotation of a GenBank genome assembly.
AUGACCGAAGAAAUUCGAUGGACGCCGACCCGACCGACGCUUUGGCAAGAGAAUGGCGGCGACACUCUCGAAGCGUGCAGUCUUGUAGUUCGCAUACGGUAUGCACCUUUAAUGUUUGUUCUCCGCGGCGCGCUCUUUCCUCCUCUGCGUCCCGUCCACGUAAUCCGUUGCCCUUUUGUUGCGAUUCGCAUGGCAAACGGAUUUGUUUUAUUGCGGGAGGGAGGUUUUUGGUUUUUGUCUUUUACAAAAUGUACUCGUUUUGUUUUUGUGCUGACGUGGAAUUUGAAAUUUAGGUCAUAGAGUUUGUCAUUUUGGUUUAAAACAGGAAAACUGUUAAUUUUAAAGUUUAUGUUGCUGUUUUUUUAUUUAAAUGGAUUUUUCAGUUUUUUUGUAUAUAUUUCAAUAAUGAAAAAAAUACGCUGCAAACAUAUCUUUCAUCCUUGACUUUUUUUCCUCUUAAAAAAACCAUUUUUUUGUUAAAAAAAUUUGAUUCUUGUUUCUUUCUGUUUCAAAUGGAAUUCUCAUAACUAUCACAGGAACAAAAAAAUAUUUUUUUGCGAGUUACAAUCAAUUUUUUUGAUCUCUAACUGGAAUAUUCCCAAGUCCUGAAUUUUUUUGACGGCUUUGAAAAAAAUUUAUUUUUUUAUCAUUAUUUUUUUCGUUUUUUUCUUGAAAGUGUGGUAUUUAUGCGCAGAAACAGGAAUCUGAAACUUUUUUGGUCUUCGUCAAACCGAUUUUCUCCCUUUCAAACAAUAGUAUUUUUCCAGAAAUGCUCUCUCUUGGCUAUCUAGUCCUAGUUAUUUUUGCGGUUUCUGUUUCUGCAAAUGUCGAGCCACCGGCAGCAUCUCCAACGGCCGCGGAGAUCCUCGCACAGAACAUCGAGGGAACGACUGUUCACGAAUUCCGCGGUUAUUACAAGAGGGAACAUUCUUUGAUCCGUCCUUAUCAAGGUGAGAAUAUUCCAAAUCAUCCAAUUUUGAAAAUGAAUUUCAGGCGCCGGAAUGGACAUUCCCUACUGGAGCAUUCAGGGCAGUACUAUGGUUACCAGUCAGCAAGUUAGAUUGACGAGCGAUGAUCAAAGUCGAGCUGGCGCCAUUUGGAAUACGCAGGUGCAUUUUUGAAGUUCUUGUUGGAAUUUGAGAGUUCUGAAAAAAAUUAUAAAAAGAUGAUAAAUGCAUUUUUUUCAAGAGAAAAAUUUAUCGAAUUUUUUUCAAAAUUUUUGGAAGAAGGUAGUGAAAAGUCGGAAUUCGUCAAAAAUAUCUGAAUUUUUUCAUAAGCUCGUCUGAAAGUAGGCUAAAAAGUCAUUUUGUUAAAAAUUCAAAAAAUUGGGGUUUCAGCCUUUUUAUAAGUUUCUUCAAACGGAGAGAGAGAGCUCACAGAUUUUUAAAAAAAUUGACAAACUAGCAUGUUAUUGUCUUAGAGGUUAUUUUUAAAAUUUUUGCUUUUCACCUGUUUUUUUUUUUAGCUCCUUUGAAAAAACUUGAUCUAUAGGAUUUUUCAUCAAUCCUGAAAACCUUGCAAAAUUUUUAAAAAAACAUCAACCAUAAAGCAUAUUUCAUUAUUUUCAGCCCGUUUGGAGCCGUGACUGGGAAAUGCAAGUUUCCUUCAAAGUUUCAGGAACUACAGGUGAUUUUAUUUAUUAUUUUUUUCUAAACUUCAAAAUGAAUUUUUUAGGAGACCUUUUUCGGUGACGGCAUGGCCAUCUGGUACGUCUCCCAGCCAAAUUUAAUGGGACCCGUCUUUGGAGGAAAGGAUUAUUUCCGUGGAUUGGCUAUCUUUCUCGACACUUACAGCAAUCACAACGGUCCUCAUUCGGUGAGAAUGAUUGAAAAAAAUAUGAAAAUAAAGUUUUUUUAAAAUCUCCUAAAAUCAAAAAAAGCCUUAGGGACUGACAGUUUUUGAGAGGAAAAAUAAAUUUGCUCUAUAUACCAUUUAACUGUUUCAAACAAAAAAAUUUGCUCUAUACACCAUUUAACUGUUUCAAACAAAAAUUUGCUCUAUACACCAUUUAACUGUUUCAAACAAAUAAGGAAAUUAUUUUUAUUUUUUUAUACAAAAACAUUUUUUUGAGCAUGUGGUGAAUUGCAAAGUAUUUAUCAACGGUAAGAAUUUUUUUCAAAAUUCAAAAAAAGUAGAGGAUGAUUUUUGAAAGAAAAUAAUACUUCGAUAAAUUAUUCUCAAUUAAGAUCAUUUAAUAUUUCAACUUUAGCACGGUCAUCCUUUCAUCUCCGCCAUGGUUUCCGACGGUUCCCUUCACUAUGAUCACGACAAAGACGGCACGCACACUCAACUCGGCGGCGAAGACACUGGUAAAAAUCAAUAAUAUCGAUUUUUCCUCAUUCCUUCACACAACAGGUUGCAACGCCAAGAUCCGCAACAAGGACCAUGACACCCAAGUGCUCAUCCGCUACGUUGGGGACACUCUUUCGGUUAGUUUCUUUUUUGACUGCAGCUUUUUUAACUUUAUCAUAAAUGCUUCACUUUCAAAAGCAAGAAGAGACUUUUUGACAUCCUUCUCUAAAGAGAAAAUGCCGAAAUUUUUCAUAUUUCGAAGCAACAAUCUACUGGAAAAUCUUUCCAAAAUCAUCAAAUUAUAAAAAAAGUUUGUGAGCAAAAAAACUAAGAAAAUUUUUUUUCAGAUCUUCACUGAUGUUGAAGGACAAGGCAUCUGGAAACAGUGCAUGAGUGUGAACAACGUCCAGCUCCCGACCGGUUAUUAUCUUGGCAUGAGUGCGGCUACGGGCGACUUGAGUGGUGAGGCUCAUAUAAAAUAUUAUGAAAAAAAGGAACAGUAAAAAAAUAUCUCACCCAAAAGCUAAAAAAAUUGUUUUUCAAGGUUCAUGAGAAAAAAAUUCCCUGAGACAUCAUCAUUUCAUAUUUUUUUAUGCAGAAACAUCAAAUCACUGUUUCAGACAACCACGACAUCAUCUCUGUCAAGAUGUUCGAACAGGAGUUUGCUCAUGUGGAACGCGUCGGAGAGGUGAGAAAGGACCUCUCGAUUUUAAAUACUAAAUGAAUUUUUCAAGUUUUGCCGCUCAUUCGAGUUAUGAGGCCCCUCAAUCUGUUCGCUCAAAGUUUAGUGGAAGAAAAAAUAAUUUUUAUAAUUUUUGAAAUAAUACAUGGAUUAAAAGUUACCUGCGUGAUAGCUUUUUUGGGAUAUCAAAGGUUUUUUUCCAAGAUCUAAAAAGUUUUUAGUGGGCAAACGCAUAAAGAUGGAGAAACUCAAUUUUUACAUUUUCAGAUGAACCGUCGCGACGUUGUGCCCCACGCCGACUUCACCGCUUCUCCAAGAGACCACGUCGUAGAUCCCAAGCCGUCGUCUCUCGGAUGGUUCAGCACCAUCGUUCUCAUCAUUGUUGGUGUGGUCGUCGUCGUUGGAGGCGUCAUUUUUGGCGUCGUCUACAUCCAGAAGAAAAACGACCGACAGAAGAAACGAUUCUAUUAA